GUUGUCGCGGCAGUUUGAAGAUCACCUCCGGAGGCAUCGCAGCAGCCACUCCGGGCUCCUCUGAUGAACGGCCCCCAGCCGGCCUCCAUCCGGGCGCUGCCCCUUCCGAGGGUGGUGCCCGGCCUCGUCCUGACUUUGGCCGUCCUGCUGUUGAUGGUCGGCUCGUCCCUGGCGGCCACGACGGCCGCCCCAAAGGCCAUCGGCCCCUUCGCAAACUACCUGCCGUGGCGGCGCUCGGACAAGACGAGUUGGUUUAAGGGUUGGAGCGGUUUGCAAAUGCCCGAAGGCCCCAACGGAGACAAGACAGAACUGACCGUUGUGUACGUGCACGAGGAAACUCUGGCGGUCGUUGAGCUCGGCAAAGGGCGCACCCUGAGAAAUUGCGAACUAAUCGAACUUUACGAGCCGAACGACCUGAACUUGGCGCAGUCCAUGAUGAGGAACGUCUCCAAAGUGAAAAGGGCGAUCGAGAUCAACUUUGAAGAAAUGAUGGGCUUGAUGGACAGUUGCCAUCAACUGACGACGCCAACCCUGGAACAGCAACCAGAGGCGAGACAGAUCAGUCGAAACGCUCGACGGGUGCCAAGAAACCUUUUGACCAACGCUUUCAGCAAUCCCGUUGCCAUAUUCAGUGGAAUUGUGCCUGGUACAAAAUGGUGCGGAACAGGAGACAUUGCUGCUACUUACUAUGAUCUUGGAUUUGAGACUGACUUGGACAGGUGCUGUCGGGCGCACGACCUUUGCCCCAUCAAGCUCAGAUCUUACCAGACAAAAUACACCAUCACAAACAAUUCUAUUUAUUCAAAGUCCCAUUGCGAUUGUGAUAGUGCAUUCUUCAGAUGUCUCAAGGACUUAAACAGCUCCACCGCCGACGUGAUGGGCAACAUUUAUUUUAAUAUUGUGCAAGUGCCGUGCGUCGAGCACUCCGAAGACCCAAAACGAGAGGCCAAGCCCGACAAACCAGUGGUGAUGCAGUUUAGCAAACAGCAGCUGGCUUAUUGAAAAUGAAAUUUAAAAAUUGUAAAAUUGUGAAUUCAUGAUUGAUAAUUUAUUUCUCUAUUCACACAGCAUGCGUAAUUUUACAUGCAUUCUGUAUGAAAAUAUUAUCGUCAAUGAGUAUGCAAAUUAGAGAAUUUGCUUGCAAUAAAUUUAUAAUUUUUUUAGUAAAACUUAAACCACAUCAAGCAUAUUUUUUCC
Molecule: messenger RNA, 1197 nt
Organism: Neocloeon triangulifer
Lineage: Eukaryota; Metazoa; Arthropoda; Insecta; Ephemeroptera; Baetidae
Exons: 4
Coding region: 64-1002 (312 amino acids)
Biological process (GO): arachidonate secretion; phospholipid metabolic process
Source: RefSeq, a predicted model, not a curated record